Molecule: messenger RNA, 5596 nt
Organism: Coregonus clupeaformis (lake whitefish)
Lineage: Eukaryota; Metazoa; Chordata; Actinopteri; Salmoniformes; Salmonidae
Product: potassium/sodium hyperpolarization-activated cyclic nucleotide-gated channel 2-like
Biological process (GO): transmembrane transport; potassium ion transport
Cellular component (GO): membrane
Molecular function (GO): voltage-gated potassium channel activity
Source: RefSeq, a predicted model, not a curated record
GGUGGCGGAGGCGGGAGUAUCAGGAUGAAGAACUUUACGCCAGGAGGGGGAGCCGCGGCCACGGCUACCAGAAAGAACUCAACCAACAACGAGCCCAGCCUACUGCAAGCAGAGGGUGCGCCUGCUGCUACUAAGCUCACUGUAGCAUCCAAAGCGACUGAUACCACAACCUGUCCGGGAGAUGCUGCCGGGCGCGGCGAGACCAACAGAGCGGCAGGGGCGGAGGCGUCUGGAGCAGCUGUCGCAGUAGAGGUUUUAAACGCGGCAGCAGGUGAUGCUUGCAACACCACCGCUCCAAUUUUAAGAAUGAAAUGCAACAAAAACGGAGAAUGCAGGAGGGACUCCGGCACCGGGAGCCUGCGCUCGAUCAUCUCCAACAAGACUGCCGGGGCGGGGAGGGCCGAGGACUCGUCCCUUAGGCGCGGUGCUUGUAACUCAGCCAGGGCCAGCAUGGAUGGCUCCACGACAGGGUCCAUGACGCAGGGCCAGGGGGAAGGUAGCGUAAACCCCGGCGUCACCCCGGUUUCCACCGGCGUCCCCGAGAAAAAGGACUCCAGGGUGUCCUUCUCCAACGCGCCGAGCAGGAAAGCGUCCUCAUCGCUGCACGGCUCGACCCAGACUCAGACGACCCAGCAGCCUAGAAACUCUGUCACCUUCCAGAAGCCCGAGGAUGGACCCCAGAUCCAGGCCGAGGAUGCCGAGCCUGACGGAAGCACCUUCAUGCAGCGACAAUUCAGUGCCAUGCUGCAGCCUGGAGUUAACAAAUUCUCCUUACGCAUGUAUGGGAGUCAAAAGGCGGUGGAGAGGGAGCAAGAGCGGGUUAAAUCAGCGGGCAAUUGGAUUAUCCACCCCUACAGUGAUUUCAGGUUCUACUGGGAUUUCACAAUGCUUCUCUUCAUGGUGGGUAACCUGAUUGUCAUCCCGGUGGGCAUCACCUUUUUCAACGAUGGGACGACCACCCCCUGGAUCAUCUUCAACGUCAUCUCCGACACCUUCUUCCUCAUGGACCUGGUCCUCAACUUCCGCACGGGCAUCAUCAUCGAGGACAACUCUGACAUCAUCCUGGACCCCAAGACCAUCAAGUGGACGUACCUGAAGACCUGGUUCAUCGUGGACUUUGUCUCCUCGAUCCCCGUGGAUUAUAUCUUCCUGAUCGUGGAGAAGGGGAUCGACUCUGAGAUGUAUAAGACGGCCAGGGCCCUGAGGAUCGUACGCUUCACUAAGAUCCUGAGUCUGCUAAGGCUGCUGAGGCUGUCCCGGCUCAUCCGCUACAUCCACCAGUGGGAAGAGAUCUUUCAUAUGACCUAUGACCUGGCCAGUGCAGUGAUGCGUAUCUUCAACCUGAUUGGUAUGAUGCUGCUGCUGUGUCACUGGGAUGGCUGUCUGCAAUUCCUGGUUCCCAUGCUGCAGGACUUCCCCCAGGACUGCUGGGUCUCCCUCAACAAGAUGGUGAAUGACACGUGGUCUGAGCUGUAUUCGUUUGCAGUGUUCAAGGCGAUGAGCCACAUGUUGUGUAUCGGCUACGGUCGGCAGGCCCCGGAGAGCCUGUCUGAUAUCUGGCUCACCAUGCUCAGCAUGAUCGUAGGGGCCACCUGCUACGCUGUGUUCAUAGGCCAUGCCACAGCACUCAUCCAGUCCCUGGACUCGUCCCGACGACAGUAUCAGGAGAAGUACAAACAAGUGGAGCAGUAUAUGUCCUUCCACAAGCUGCCAUCCGACUUCCGACAGAAAAUCCAUGACUAUUAUGAACACCGGUACCAGGGGAAGAUGUUUGAUGAAGACAGCAUCCUGGAGGAGCUGAACGAACCACUCAGAGAGGAAAUUGUAAAUUUCAACUGCCGUAAGCUGGUGGCGUCCAUGCCGUUGUUCGCCAACGCAGAGCCCAACUUUGUGACAGCCAUGCUGAUCAUGCUCCGCUUCGAGGUCUUCCAGCCCCGUGAUUACAUCAUCAGAGAGGGCACCAUCGGCAAGAAGAUGUACUUUAUCCAGCACGGAGUCUGUAACGUCAUCACCAAGGGAACCCUGGGAAUGAAGCUCUCUGAUGGCUCCUACUUUGGAGAGAUCUGUUUGCUGACGCGGGGUCGGCGUACGGCCAGUGUCAGAGCGGAGACGUACUGCCGUCUCUACUCCCUGUCUGUGGACAACUUUAAUGAGGUCCUGGAGGAGUACCCCAUGAUGAGACGGGCAUUUGAGACCGUGGCUAUCGACCGACUUGACCGCAUAGGCAAGAAGAACUCCAUUCUGAUGCACAAAGUGCAGCAUGACCUCAACUCCGGCGUCUUCAACAAUCGUGAGAAUGAGAUGAUCCAGGAGAUCGUCAAGUACGACCGUGAGAUGGUCAAACUGGUGGACCUCCAGAGACCCCGCACCAUGUCCAUGACUUCCUCCGUCCCUGGGGGUAUGUUCUCCCCCGCAGGCCCGUCCGGGGUCGGAGCCCUUGCCAGCCUCCAGCAGGCUGUGGCCAUGAGCUUCUGCCCCCAGGGGAUGGGGCCGAUGGCAGGGUCAGGGACACUGCAGUCCCCCCGCAUGUUGCGGAGGUUCCAGGUGGUCCAUAGCCUGUCUCAGAGCCCAGUUUCCGCUCCUCUCCAGUCUCAGCCACCACAGAUGGCUCAUGCAACAGGGGUGUUUGGGUCGGCUAUUUCCAGCCCACCAGUCCAGAGCCCUCUGGCUCAUCCGGGACGGACAUUCCAGUACAUGGGGGGAGCGGGGCCGUCUGGGUCUCAGCUGUCCCUGGUGCAGCACCACGUUCCCAGCCCCACGCACACCAUCCAGAGGCCCUCCUCACACAAGAGCACCCACUCGCUCCACUCAGGAACCCUGAGCCAGGAUGCCCGUGGCCUCUCUGCCUCCCAGCUCUCCCUCCCUCAGGAUGGAACCCCUCCUGCCGCCCCCAGCCCUCCCCAAUCUACCCACCCAUCCACCCACGCCUCAUCCACCUCCAUCGGCCCCCCUCAGCCCACUCACCCCAGCCAGCCGGGGCCCUCCGGGGUGGGGGUCCAGGUUGGGGGGAGACCCGGGAGCUCCACAGCGGGUGGCCUUCGCCUCCACUCCUCCCCAGGAGGAGCACCCGGGAUGGGGGCGGCUGCAGCGGCGGCUGGGUCGGGGCUUCCGGCCUCUGGAGCUCCUAAGAAGGAUUCGAUCGUUAGCAUACCGGAGUUAGACUUGGCCCGGAAACGGCUGUCUUCCAACUUGUGACCCUAUGAGAGCUGCAGGAGAGAGGCCUUCUUCACGUGGGUGAAUCUAAACGUCUGUUUAUCUCUGUCUGGAUGACCUGACUGGUCGUCUUCCUUACUGACCGGGCUGGCUUCAUACGGGCCACACCGUCAGUCAUUCUAACUCUAACUGUUGGAGUCAACGAAGAGGAAAGAGGAACUCUUUGACUCGUGUGACUUGGAGAGUCGAAACAAUUAAACUAGUUUAACAAAGGUGGGUCUGGACUAUUCUACUAUGCCAGCACCUUUAGUCUUAGUAUCACCCCUUACACUCUGCUUCCAAACACCUAUAUUGCUGUCUUUAUUGUAAAGAUAUUCAGAAAAAACGUAAUUAAUGUAACUGUUGCAUACUGUGUAGAAUCCAUUCAAUGCAAUCUAGCAGGAGCUGGACUUAAAAAACGAAAAAUCAGGGACUUGAAUCAAAUGACAAUGAUGACAUUUUACGCUUUCAGAAUGUGUUUUUGGGUGUCCUUUUUUCUGUAUACGCUGUUGUAGCAAGAUAAAUACAUUGCUCUUCAUAUUGUUUAAAAUAGUAGUGAAAAUAGUGUUUUAGACCGCUGGUCGAUCUUACAUCGAUGUGUAAAUAGUUAAGAUAGUUAAAAAAUAUACAGAAAGAUAAUAUCUUCAUUGUAACUACGCCAAACCAAAGUUGAGCUUGAACACAAAGUUUGGUUGUGUCUGUAUCAACUAAAAAAGACAUAUAGAAGAAAAUGCCAUUUAUUCAACUGCCUUGAUUCCAAGUUUAGAAGCCAUAUAUUUGGUUUGUGUGUGUGUGUGUGUGUGUGUGUGUGUGUGUGUAUGUGUGUGUGCGUGAGUUGGUAUGCAUGUUUUUGGUUCCAUUCUGUUUUUCCAAGAGAGCUGACUUCUGUACUCUGUAUCUUUACACUGCAUUGUCAGGCCCGGUUGGUUGGAUUUGCUGGCAAUGGCACAGGCAAUAUUUCCCAGCUUCUCUGUCCAACUAAAUGUGUCUGGAAAGAUAUCUACUUGUCAUGUCAGCAGAAAUAUACUGAUCGUGACCCUGGAGGCAAAAAUGGUGGUAAAUCACCUGAGCUUUAUCAAAAAGAACCAUCGCAAACAACCCAUAAUGUAUACUUGCUUGUUUUCGUCCAGGUUUAUUGAUUAAUACAUGCAAUAUAAUUCUGCAAUACUCUUACCCCGCCUAUAUAUUUAAAUAUAUAUAUAAAAUGUAUAUACAUAUGCUGUACAGAUAACUAAUUUCUUUAUUUUUACUGUGAAACCUUAAAGAAUCCAGCAGCUGCCGUGGCUUCACUUGUUGUGUUAGUGUAAUCCAGUGAUCAUGUUGUUAUCUUAACCAAAAAUGUCAGAGGAAGUGAGUGGAUGUAAUUAUUUUGUGGAUCAAAUGAGGCAAACUGGUUUCAAACCGGUUCAGGGUCACCUGAGGAUUCCGGAAUGGAGUUAUGGAAAUCAACUCCCCCCAAACUGUCACUUUAAAGUCCAUUUUAAGUAAUAUUGUACGUUGUAAAGCAAGACUAACUCAUUGACAGAAUGCAUGCCAAUGGGAAAUGUUGUGGGGCAGAAGAGGCGGAAAGUAUUUCUUCACCUGUGUGUGUUUGGUGUUGUAUGUAUAUUGAGCAAGUGAUGCAGCUCCUUCAAAUCCCAAAAUCUACGAAUGUCUGUACGAAAAUAAUUUAUUCUUCAGUAAUCCUAUUUAGUUAUCAAAAUUCAUGGUUGUGGUGGGUUGUGACAUUGAUUCUAAAUAUUCUAAUGAUUCUAAUCCUGGUGUACUUCAAAGCCUUCUCUUGCUGAAUGUAUGCCAUAUGAGGGGGAAGACAGCUAAUCAGAAAAAAACUGCCAUGUAAAUACAAGGACCGAAAUUAUUCUGGGUGAUGAUGCGAAGGGAGAUUGUGUCGCUGAAUGUUUGUGCUUUGUUUCUUAGGUUUGUUGCUUCUCUGGUUUGGGUGUGUUCUGUAUGUAAACUGUGUGUUACCCUGUUCUCUGUUUUAUGACAAGACAAUACACUUUUUUAAAUGAAUGGAUGUAGGAUAGAGAAUUGAAACCAUUUUCAGUUUGUCACUGAGAACUAACUCUUUGGUUCAAAGUAACACAGCAAAGUUGAGCUCAGCAUUAAGCACAUUAUGUCACAUUAUUACCUUUUAAGCAAAGGGGAAAUCACUGCUUCAGUCUUUUACAAUGGUCACAUCUGGUUAACCUAAUAAUGUCUGUGGAGAAAUCUGGGAGACAAUUGGCAGCUGACUCGAUGUACCAUUUCUGACUUUUGAAGCUUUGAACUUUCAUGAUGAUGGACAUUUCACUCAGGGUUGCUACCUUUCCGGAAAGAUAUACAGAUAUGCUAUCUUAAUUUGAUCACUCUGUUGUCACAGAGAAUAUUCCUGUGCAGCAGGAAAUGCAAAUUGUAGUGUAUU